ACCCUCCACCUGCAUAACCAGCUUCAGAUCAGCUGGGAGCAUGCAGAGGACUACAAACAUGGACGUCAUGGAGACAAGAACAAACUUUGUCCAAACUUUGUUCUGGUUCUGGUUCAAACUUUAAUGUGAACACACCUGUCUGUGUCAUUGAGGCUGGUUGAUCAUUACAGGACUACACAUCCCAUGAUUCUUUGCUGACACCUGUUGGUUCUUCUCAAACUGUUUAACUGUUUAACAGGAAGUGACGUCACCGUUUUAAUUUCGUGUCAUCAGAUUUUUAUUUUCUGAAAUAAUUUAAACAUUUUAUUCAAAUAUUUCAAAAAUUAUUUAAAUCACAAAGUGACGUCUCGGUGACGUCGCUGUGACCUCUGACCAGGUGAAAAUCCGCCUCUCUGAUUGGCUGAGCUGCAGACAGGUGAAGAUGGUAGCUCAGGUGGUCCCGGUUCUGCUGCUGCUGAGCGGCUCGGACUUGUUCGGACUGUCCGCCCGUCCCGGACUCUCGUCCGGCUCCGGUCCAGACCCAGAGCGCGGUAGGAUGGAGCUGCGGCGCGUGCGCAGCCUGGCCGCCCAGCCUCGGUACGGAGAGUGUUGGGCGCGAGCUCUGGAGCACCUGGACACGCGCUGCAGGGACCUGACGUCAGAGAGCCAGAGCCAGAUCGCGCUGAGAUUCACCUUGUGUCACCUGAGCAGCUCAGGUCGGGAGUUACCAUCAUGUCCUGAGGAGUCAGAGGUCAGCAGGUGUACAGGUGCGAUGGACGCUGUGGGCUUUAACACCUACACUGAGUUCUUCACCCACACCCACUCAAUGUGUCACUUCCUGCAGUCUGAAGCCUGGCAGAGCCGAGCUGAGAGCACCAUGUACAGGUUGACGGAGAGUUCGGCAGGUGUAGCUGAGCAGCUUCAGUCCACCAGACAGAUGGCUGAGGACCUUAUUGAUGCCCAGAAUGCUGCCUUACAGGCGCAACAGGAGAUACUGAACAACGGAGAGGAGCUGAGAGUCACCCUGAGAGACUCCACCCAGGGUCUGCGGUCGGUGUUCUCAGAGCUCAGCAGUGUCUCCAGGGAGCAGCAGGUGGCGCUGUCUGAGCUUUUUAACAGAGUUUCUUUUCUUCAGAGUUUCCUGCUGAUGGAAACUCACAGUCUGAGCUCCUGCUGCUACAACGCUGCUGCUCUGUGCACCGCCUUCCUCAUCACCUCCACCCAACGCUCCUCCAGAGCCAGGUUGGUGUUGUUGAGUUUGGUGUGUUUAAAUUUCUACCUGGAGAAAAAAAUCUACGAGUUUGUGAUGAACUCUGAUCAUCCUGAACACAAACACAUGGAGCUGCUCAGUGUGUAUGUGAGUGCACUGCGGCGGUUCAUGGUGUGUGUUGCAGUGUGUGUUCUGGUGUGUGUGUGUGUUCAGUACAGAGACCCGGUCCAGCAGAGUCUACAGGUUCUGCAGCAGCUCAGAGAGACCCAGAAGAACCUGCAGGAGGCGCUGCAGCGCACAGAGCGUUUAGCAGAGCGACAGGUGGAGUCAGAGGAUCGUCCUGCAAAUGUGAGACGGCGACGAGAAGAGACGAAACGAAGAGAAGAAGAGUGUCUUGGUUGGAGUACUGACAGUAUUCUCAGCAGUACAGUGAUCAGCUGUGACAUCACACUGCAGCCACAGAUGACCCACAAUGCAUCAGUGCAGUGUCAGACAACCCACAAUGCAUCAGUGCAGUGUCAGACAACCCACAAUGCAUCAGUGAGUCCAGCCACGCGUCCUCGUCGCUCGUCCUCCCGUCUCACCUCGUCCCCCUCUCCUCUGGUCUACAGCGUCCUGGUGGAGGACAGACAGUGUUGAAGAAGGUUGUUGGCUGUGCACCAAGCCAACAGCCGCUCCACCUCUUCUCUAUAGGCGGACUCAUCCCCCCCGGAGAUGAGCCCCACCACUGUGGUGUCGUCUGCAAACUUCACAAUGGUGUUGCUGUGAUGGACAGGGGUGCAAUCAUGUGUGUAGAGGGAGUAAAGCAGCCCUGGGGGGUGCCGUGGAUGUAUGGUGACCCACUCUGACUCUCUGUCUGCGUCCAGAGAGAAAGCUGCUGAUCCACCUGCAUGUGGCCUCAGGGAGCCCGAGGUCCCUCAGCUUGACCGCCAGCUUGUGUGGCAGGAUGGUGUUGAAUGCCGAGCUGUAGUCCACGAAGAGCAUCCGCACAUAGCUCCCCUGCUGCUCCAGGUGUGAAAGUGCAGCAUGGAGGGCUGUUGCCACUGCGUCUCCCGUGGAUCUGUUCGCUCUGUAGGCAAACUGGUUGGAGUCAUGGCUGGGGGGCAGGGCUGUUGUGAUGUGACUGCGAACCAGUUUCUCAAAGCACUUCAUGACCACUGGAGUGAGUGCCACUGGUCUGUAGUCGUUGAGGCUGGUGAUGUGUGGCUUUUUGGGCAGGGGGACUAUGGUGGAGGACUUCAGCCAGGGAUUGGUUAAAGAUCCUCGUGAAGACUCCAGCCAGCUGGUCUGCACACUCCCUCAGCACCCAUCCUGGGACGCUAUCCGGACCAGCCGCCUUCCUUGGAUCCACCGCCCGCAGGGUGCGCCUCACUUUCUGUUCCUCGAGAGCGAGGGUUGUGCUGCUGUGACCUCGAACCGAGCAAAGAAGACGUUCAGCUCCUCUGCCAACGCAAGGUCACCUUCAGCAGCUCCACGCCCCGAUACAGUCUGAGGAGCAGAAGAUCAGAGACUCACUGAGACGACACUUCCUGUUUGUUU
Molecule: messenger RNA, 2728 nt
Organism: Larimichthys crocea (large yellow croaker)
Lineage: Eukaryota; Metazoa; Chordata; Actinopteri; Sciaenidae
Exons: 10
Coding region: 422-1828 (468 amino acids)
Source: RefSeq, a predicted model, not a curated record